AUGGCUGCCUCGAGACUCCUCAGACCGGCCUCAAGGCUGUUGUCCCAACGGACUGCUCUGCCCUCAUCCAUCCGUCCUGCUUUCAGACACGCCGCUCCCCUCUCGCUCCCAACGAUACGGGGGUAUGCCUCAGAGUCGAAUCAGACGUUCACUGUCCGAGACGCACUCAAUGAAGCUCUCGCAGAAGAGCUGGAAUUGGAUGACAAAGUCUUCGUUAUGGGCGAAGAAGUCGCCCAAUACAAUGGUGCCUACAAGGUGACCAAGGGACUUUUGGAUAGAUUUGGACCGAAGAGAGUGAUUGACACGCCCAUCACCGAGUCAGGAUUCUGUGGUUUGGCCGUUGGCGCAGCUCUGGCCGGCCUUCACCCUGUCUGCGAGUUCAUGACGUUCAACUUCGCCAUGCAAGCUAUCGACCAGAUCAUCAACUCCGCAGCUAAGACCCAUUAUAUGUCGGGCGGUAUUCAACCCUGCCCUAUUGUUUUCCGUGGUCCCAAUGGAUUUGCCGCUGGUGUAGCUGCCCAGCAUUCACAAGAUUACUCUGCUUGGUAUGGGAGCAUUCCAGGCCUCAAGGUGGUAGCACCUUGGUCUGCGGAGGAUGCAAAGGGCUUGUUGAAGGCGGCCAUCAGAGACCCCAAUCCGGUUGUUGUUCUCGAGAACGAACUUCUCUACGGACAGGCAUUCCCUAUGAGCGCCGAAGCACAGAAGAACGAUUUCGUCCUCCCCUUCGGUAAAGCUAAGAUCGAACGCCCAGGCAAAGAUCUGACUAUUGUCACCCUCUCGCGCUGCGUCGGACAGUCAUUGGAGGCGGCAGAUGUGCUCAAGAAGAAGUAUGGUGUGGAAGCAGAAGUCAUCAACCUACGCUCGAUAAAACCCAUGGACGUUGAAGCAAUCAUCAAGUCGGUCAAGAAAACUGGUGCCUUGAUGGCAGUCGAAUCUGGUUUCCCGGCCUUUGGUGUUGGUGCCGAAAUCCUUGCGUUGGCUGUCGAGUAUGGUUUCGACUAUCUCCAAGCGCCCCCUGUCCGUGUGACGGGUGCUGAAGUCCCGACGCCGUAUGCACAAAAACUCGAGGAGCUGAGCUUCCCUCAGGUUGACACCAUCACCAGCUACGCCGCCAAGCUCCUGAGGGUGUAA
Molecule: messenger RNA, 1131 nt
Organism: Exophiala spinifera
Lineage: Eukaryota; Fungi; Ascomycota; Eurotiomycetes; Chaetothyriales; Herpotrichiellaceae
Exons: 4
Coding region: 1-1131 (376 amino acids)
Biological process (GO): pyruvate decarboxylation to acetyl-CoA
Molecular function (GO): pyruvate dehydrogenase (acetyl-transferring) activity
Source: RefSeq, a predicted model, not a curated record